Adineta ricciae is the source of this 1713-nucleotide messenger RNA. The record is from the annotation of a GenBank genome assembly. Lineage: Eukaryota; Metazoa; Rotifera; Eurotatoria; Adinetida; Adinetidae.
AUGCCGAUAGCAACAUUUGUUAAUCAAACAACGCGUUCGUCUGACAACGCUGGUAACAAUCUAUUAGUACAAAAUGAAGUUCGAUACGUUUCUAGCGACAGUCAAUGCAUGGGGACAUUAUCAAAAACAGCUACACCUAGUUUCCGAUGUCACCACCCAAACACUAUCGACGAUGCAUAUACCGAUCGAUCGAAUGAGAUAUUUCGAAAAUUUUAUCAACCAACAGAGAACGAAUGUGCAGCUCAUCAACAUUUGUUAUCUGUAAAAGAAUGCCAACGUUGUUAUCGAAAAAUUAAGCCGGCUAAAAACGUUUCCAUCGUACAGGAUCUACAGUCAUGCGAUGGAUAUGUUUUCGAUCGAAGUGUAUACAAACGAACAUUAGUUGAAGAGUGGUCAAUGGUAUGCGAUCGAGUAGGUUAUCGAUCAUUUGUGCAAAUGAUAUACUUCGUGGGUUUCAUGUGUGGCGCUCUUCUGUUCGGUACAAUGGCUGACAGAUACGGUCGUCGGUCAGUUAUGGGUAUUAGUUUUGUACUAAUGAUGAUCUCUGGUUUUCUCUGUGCAUUUGGUCCUCAACAGAAAUUCGGCGUACGCUCGUCUUACAUCAUAUUCAUGAUUGCGCGGUUUCUUCUUGCCUGUUCGACACGAGGGAUAUCCGAAUCAGGUUUCGUACUUGGCUCAGAGAUGGUUAAUCCUGAUAAACGCUUAAUGGUCGGAAUGGUUAUGGAUUAUUUUUUUACUUCUGGUGAAUUCUUUCUGGUAUUUAUGGCAUACUUUCUUCGAACAUGGCGAUCUUUAACAUUUGUCAUAACACUAUUCACUAUUCCUUUCUGUUUCUUCUAUUUAAUUUUGCCAGAAAGUCCACGAUGGUUGGUCAGCAAAGGUCGCUUCGACGAAGCCGAGCAAAUCUUGCGUCACAUAGCUGCAGUGAACAAAAGAGAUUUUGAUUCGGAUGCCUAUGAACGGCUGAAAGAUGAUCAAAAACAACAUAUAGCGGAUAGGACAGUUCCAUUGGGAAUAGCAAGUUUAUUUCAAACAAAGAUUAUUCGAAUAAUCACGGUCAAUCUGUUUUUCCAAUGGUUAGCACAAAAUCUUGUCUAUUACGGUGUUUCUCAAAGUACAGGUUCUUGGCAAUUCGACCCAUAUUUAUCAUUUGCACUUAGUGCUCUUGUUGAAUUGUUUGCGUAUAUAUUCAUUCAUAUCAUUCUCGACCGGCUAGGCCGAAAGUUGCCUUAUUGCGCUUUUGCUAUAGCAUUCGGCUUACUGGCUCUACUUGUUCUACCUGUACAGUCUGUUCUAGCUGAGAGAAAAACAACGCUACGAGUAUUAAUGUUCAUCCUCAACAUUUCAUUAAAGUUUUGUGCAUCUGCUUCGUUUGCUAUCAUCUAUCUGUAUUCGACGGAACUUUUUCCAACCAGCGUUCGAACAACUGGUCUGGGCAUGUGUUCGAUGACAGGCCGCCUUGGAGCUAUACUCGGCACAUUUUCCAAUGAUUAUCUCGCUCGUAUAUGGAUGAAUUUCCCUACUGUAUUAUUUGGUGUUGUUUCUUUAGUCGCAGGUAUUGCAGCAUUAGUCUUUCCGGAAACAUUGAACAAACCAUUACCGCAGACGAUUGAUGAUAUUGAAAGUAUGAAUUUACCACUUUUCUCGACGAAUAAACAACAACGCGAUCUGAGUCGAGGAGAUAAUAUACCUCUGAAGGCAAUAAAUACAUAA